Molecule: messenger RNA, 1545 nt
Organism: Lactuca saligna
Lineage: Eukaryota; Viridiplantae; Streptophyta; Magnoliopsida; Asterales; Asteraceae
Source: the annotation of a GenBank genome assembly
AUGCAGCUGAUUAGAGCAUAUUGGUACCCUUUUGGUGACUCCCCACCCUCUGGUGAGAAAUUGAUAUUGUUUCAAGAUGAAGGAAUCAAAGAGAAUGUAAGAAAGGAGAGGAGGAUGUCGAUAGCAAGAGGCGGAGGCAGCAUAGCGAGGGUGCGGAAUAAAGGUGGACAUCGGAGGGUUAUAACCAUGAAUGUUGUCCCUGUGCAGAUGGCGCAAACAGACGUGCAAUUAGCCCCAACCUUAACCCCUGAUCCGCAGGAUAUCAGAAUUUCAGUUGGUUCACAUGAUCACACAAAACCUAUUCCAGAUCUACUCACCGGAACUAGAAAAGAGUAUAUCAAAAUCGCUAUCCCUCUAUAUGAAGCAUCAAUCAGAGGCGAUUGGACAGCUGCUGAAGAGAUUCUUAAUAAAAAGCCAGAGUUGGUUAGGUAUAGUAUCACUGCAAAUAAUGAAACAUCACUUCAUGUUGCUGCAUCAGCAAAAAGCACCGAACAUGUUGUAGAAUUUGUGAAAAAUCUGAUGACUAAGAUGAAAAAGGAAGACCUGGAACUUAAAAAUACCAGUUCCAACACUGCCCUGUGUUUAGCUGCUGCAGCUGGCAAUGUUAAAAUAGUUGAGAUUAUGGUUAAAAGCAACAGGGCUUUGGUGGCAAUCACUGGUGCUGGUGGAAUGACACCACUGUAUAUGGCUGCCUUGUUUGGACAUUAUGAGACAGCCAAGUGUUUGUAUGGAUAUUCCCAGAAUUUGCGUGAUGAUUGCUGGACACCUCAGAACCGUGUUUGGCUUCUUCAGAAAUGUGUGGAGACUGAUAUGUUUGAUAUUGCACUGGAGAUAGUGAAAGCGUACCCAGAUCUUGGUGGGAAUACUGUACUUGGAAUUUUGGCUAAAAAGACUGAUGUAUUUGCUGCAACAGAAUCUAAUAUCAUCAGGAGAACUAUCAACUGGGUUUGGACUUGCAUUCAUCCAAAGGUGGGACCUUCUAAAAUGGAAAGUAAAGCUAAUGCAUUGGAACUACUAAAUAUUAUUUGGGGAGCAAUUGCGGAGAAGCCUACAAAGGAAAUUGAUAACAUAAUCAGAGGGCAGCCUGAUCCCAUUAAGAAAGAUGACAAGCCAGCUUCUGACACAGAACAAACUCUACAGCUACUACAAAAAAUUUCAGAAAAUACUUCUAAAAAGCAUGAUGAAAGGGGGACAGCUACAAACAAUAUGAAUGCAGCCUUGCAGGAAAAUGCAAGACCAAAGUACUCUUCCCGAAUACUGUUUGUUGCUGCUGAAAUGGGAAAUACUAGAUUUAUUAUUGAGCUCAUCCGUCUGUAUCCUGAUAUAAUAUGGAAAGUAAACGAUGACAAUCAAAGCAUAUUCCACACUGCUGUCAAACAUCGUCAUGAGGGUAUCUACAACUUAUUAUACGAGAUAGGCUCAAUGAAGGAUCUCAUAACUCCUCUCAAAGAUAAAAAUGACAAUAUUAUGUUGCAUUUAGUUGGGAAGAGUGCUAAGAAAAGGCGACUUGAGGAUGUGUCCGGAGUUGCAUUCCAAAUGCAAUGA